CUCCCCGAUUUGUGGAUCGGCAAAUAAUCCACCCUUGAGAGGCCCUUCCGCUGAUGUUUUGUCUCAUCAGGUUUGUUUCCGUGAGUGUGAGGUAUUUGUGGAAUCGUCCCUGAUGAACGCCACAAUGGUUAGACGCGGCUGAGAUGUGUUGCUCUCCUAGGAAAAGACGGUCAGUAGGAGGAAGGAGUCAGGUACCCUUUCGAGGUCUUGGUGAUCUGGACAAGCCUAGGUCCGGGGAAAGGCCCGCGUGGUCCAGGCUCGACGGAUGCGGGGAACACCAGCCCUUCAGGGAUAGGGGAGCUCGAUGCGAGGACCUCCAGCUGGAGACGACAACGCCGACGGCGUGACCUCUAUCUCGAUGCGCUGGCCCCUGACAAAAUGGAAGCAAGUGGCUGUUGAUGCUCCUUGACCUCCUCUGGACGUGCUUGGCCACGUGAAGCAAAUGAUCGGUCAAGCAAUCUGAAGCGAGCUGUGGCGCCUGACCGUCAAAACCCACAACAGAAACUGGAGUUACUGGAGCUUCCUUCGAGCUGGAACAGUCUGAAUUACCAAAUACUCUCGUCAUGUGCUCCCUUUGAGCGUUGCUGGGAAAGGGGCUCGGUCACGGGGAGAGUAACAAGCUGCUCUCGCCUCGAACCUGCAACGGUCUGGUCUCUUCUAUUUCGCCACAAGUAGGAGAGCAUGAAUUUGAGCUUCCGAUCCCAGCAACAAUUUAUUGACACACGGCAAUAACUUCUGCCCAUGAGUGCGCGUUCAGUGGCGUCGGAUUGGCAAUCAGCCAUGAAUUGUAAUGUGAUUGGCCGUAGGGCGGCUUGCCUCGGGAGUACUGUUAGUCAUCGGCACAGUGGGGGCUGGAACGACCCGAAACUCAACCCGGCCUAAGUUUCGUCAUUCGGAUGCAGUUUUUCGCGUCGUGCAUGCUUUUGAGGGAUUUGUUUGUGACAGGUCUCCUUGCUCCGGCAGUAAAGAUGAGAAAAAAAAUACUGCAUGUAGGGUGUUUUGAGCGUGUCGCGGUGGUCCGGCGAGCUGUAGAUGAACCGUUGGAAUGCCGUUUCCAGCACUACCAGGACGGGUAUAGGCUCGAUUCCUUAGCCGAAAACUGUGUCUCCCCGCAAAUUCGGUUCUUAGCCUCCAGCCCAGCUUCUACUUUUACUGGACGACCUUUGACGAUUGUGUCUAUUCGACGUCAUUAGUCCUUGUUCCCUUGGCCCGCCGCGGCUGGCCUUGGAACUCGUGGAGGACUCGUGAUGAACUUCCAGUAGAGAUUCACAUUGCCAGGCGAAUUUACUUUUGGAUUGUGUCAUGGUUCCGCGAAUGGACAGGAUGAACGGGGAACUGUCGUUUUCAGCAACUUCUCUGCGGUCCUGCGGCAGUCAUAAAGCAGCUAGGUUUUUCUACUUUUCUUCCUCCUGCACCAUCCUCAGCUGAGGCAUUUAGUGGACUUUUUUCCGACACGAGCUAUCUUUUUGAUAACACCUCAUCCCGAAUUCUUGAUUUCCUCCAUUCUUGUUGGUGCAGCUUCCGGAACCACUUCGUGUCCACAUCUGGGGUUCGGGUCAACUCGGAUUGCCGUGAGAGCCAUUUGUCGCCUCAACUCGGCCUCAGCCCCGACAUCACCCGUGAAACUGUGGAGAAGCCUCACGGAGAAGGGGACUGAAACAGCUCUGGGCGCCUAUACUGCUGUGAUCAUGGGUCCUGGUGCAAACAUUCAUAUACCCCCGGAGGCCCCCUCGUCUCCAGGUCCUCUCUACUCAGAUUUCUUCCAACAGCAGAUUGCAAAGCAACGAAACAACAACUAUCACUCGACUUCACUAAGAAACAUGGUUGCUACAUCUGUGAAUCGUACUGCCCUGCACCCUGGUGGUGUUCAGCCUGGCAAGGGUCACACUGAGCUUGAAGAAGAACUUCAUGAACAUGCCCACAUUGACUACGAGCGCGUUGCUAUUAUCGCCAACCCUUCUGUCGCUGCCCUCUAUGAAGAUGCUCUUGUAUACGAAACCGGUACUGCUAUCACAUCAAGCGGUGCCCUCACAGCCUACUCUGGCGCCAAAACUGGGCGCUCACCUUCAGAUAAGCGUGUUGUCAAGGAGGAGUCCUCGGAAAACGAGGUCUGGUGGGGACCUGUCAACAAGCCCAUGACUCCUGAAGUUUGGCGUAUCAACCGCGAGCGUGCUGUCGACUACCUCAACACCCGAAACCGCAUUUACGUUAUCGAUGGCUUCGCUGGCUGGGAUGAGCGUUACCGUAUCAGCGUCCGUGUCGUCUGCGCGCGUGCUUACCAUGCUCUCUUCAUGCGAAACAUGCUUAUCCGCCCCUCCGCCGAAGAACUCCAGCACUUCCACCCCGACUAUGUUAUCUACAACGCCGGCUCUUUCCCCGCCAACCGCUUCACAGAGGGUAUGACUUCUGCCACAUCAGUCGCCAUCAACUUUGCCGAGAAGGAGAUGGUCAUCCUGGGUACCGAGUAUGCCGGAGAGAUGAAGAAGGGUGUCUUCACCAUCCUCUUCUACGAGAUGCCCGUCAAGCACAACGUCCUUACUCUACACUCUUCCGCCAACGAGGGACAGAACGGCGAUGUCACAGUUUUCUUUGGCCUGUCCGGAACCGGCAAGACCACUCUCUCUGCUGACCCUAAGCGUGCUCUGAUCGGUGAUGACGAGCACUGCUGGACUGACCGUGGUGUCUUCAACAUUGAAGGUGGUUGCUACGCCAAAUGCAUUGGCCUCUCCGCUGAGAAGGAACCCGAUAUCUUCAACGCCAUCCGCUUCGGAUCUGUCCUUGAGAACGUCGUCUUCGACCCCAUCAGCCGUGUUGUUAACUACGACGACUCCACUCUCACGGAAAACACUCGCUGCGCCUACCCCAUUGAGUACAUUGAGAACGCCAAGAUUCCCUGCUUGUCCGACAACCACCCCACCAACAUUAUCCUCCUUACCUGCGACGCCCGUGGUGUUCUCCCCCCGAUCUCCAAGCUCACCACUGAGCAGACCAUGUUCCACUUCAUCUCCGGUUACACCUCCAAGAUGGCCGGUACCGAGGACGGUGUUACGGAACCCCAGGCCACCUUCUCCUCGUGCUUCGCUCAGCCCUUCCUUGCCCUGCACCCCAUGCGCUACGCCCGCAUGCUGGCAGACAAGAUCUCGCAGCACAAGGCUAAUGCGUGGCUCCUCAACACCGGUUGGGUUGGCGCUGGCGCCACCACCGGUGGCAAGCGUUGCCCUCUGAAGUACACCCGUGCCAUCCUCGACGCCAUCCACAGCGGCGAGCUCGCUCAGGCUCAGUACGAGACCUACGACGUCUUCAACCUCCACGUCCCCACAAGCUGCCCUGGUGUUCCUGAUGAGCUGCUGAACCCCAAGAACAGCUGGACCGCCACAACGAGCUUCUCAGACGAGGUUAACAAGCUCGCCAAGCUGUUCAACGAGAACUUCGAAAAGUACGCUGACCAAGCUACCAAGGAGGUCAUCGAGGCUGGUCCUAUUGUCUCGCAAUAGACGAUCAAAAAAUCGCUUUUUCUCUCUGUUUCUCUAUUUCCUUUACUCAUGUUUCUUAUGAUUUCCCCAUUUUCCGGUUCAUAUUUCUCUUUCUUUUUUUCAUAUCUUGCAUGGCGUGCUACGUUUUCUCAAAUAAUUUGGGUCUGAGUUUGCUCUCGCGAGAGGGCCGGGAAUCAUGUAACUUGGCAAUUGCCUUUUGGGCUCCAGUGAUGUGUGAAGAUGGCCGCAAUGGUCAGUAGAGGUUAGAUAAUCCAUGGCUAUUCCCG
Molecule: messenger RNA, 3760 nt
Organism: Aspergillus calidoustus
Lineage: Eukaryota; Fungi; Ascomycota; Eurotiomycetes; Eurotiales; Aspergillaceae
Source: the annotation of a GenBank genome assembly